AUGCCACACAUUACCGUUUUAGGCCGGCGCUGUUCUCGGCAAAGAUACCGAGCGAUAAAAAGUAGUUCUGGCCGGUCGGCCUGGUGCGUGCGUGCGUGUGCGUGGCCGCUUGCGCGCGACCAAUCCGUCACUGCGCUCCCGGACGGCUUUGCUGUUGUUUCGCCAGAAACUGCGAACACAAAGACGCAAAACCACACAAAAUGGAGUUUUAUCGUGCUCCCCAGCGCGCGCACACGCGCCCACGCACACGCACGCACGCACAGCGCCAUAUCCCGUGCUGUUUCUAGAAGCUGUCCCCAGCCCACGCCAUCGCCCUCCCGUGCAUCGAGUUGGACGUUGUUGUUUUUGAAAAAUUUGUGUUCGUUGGCUUUUUUCGGUGUCACCAGCCAGCGCAGCGCCAUCUGCUCGCUGCUCGCUGCAGCUGCAUGUCAAUGUCUCAACUAUGUUGUUUUACCAUGGACUUAUCCGAUGUCUCGUCGUGUUAGAGAUAGAGAUAGCUUGCUAAGUGUCAAACUUAUUGCGGUUUUCUGCUAUGAUGUUGUUGUACAGACGAACUCGACUGCAAUUGAAAAAAAAAAGUGCUAG
Tetrapisispora phaffii CBS 4417 is the source of this 585-nucleotide messenger RNA. RefSeq lists its product as uncharacterized. The transcript has a single exon. The coding region runs from base 1 to 585 and encodes 194 amino acids. The record is from RefSeq and is a predicted model, not a curated record. Lineage: Eukaryota; Fungi; Ascomycota; Saccharomycetes; Saccharomycetales; Saccharomycetaceae.